CUUCUUCUUUAUUUCUUCUUUCUUUCUUUUCCUUCUUUUUUUCUACUUUGGCAACUCAAUUUUCAAUACACCAAAAAUUCUUUUUGCUCCUAUCACCAACACCACAAUCCUAUCAAUCUUCUUAUUAUUUUCAUUCAUUCUUUCACAAACCCACACAAAAACAAAGAUUCAUCAAAAUUCAAAAAUGGACACAGAACAAAGACGCAAAAGAAAAAGAGUUGUACCAACAAAACACCUUCACAUAUCAUCAAGGUCACUUUUUCUCUGUUUUUCAUUCUUCAUCUUCUUAAUUUUCCUAUCAAAUUACCAUGGUUUCUUCACUCACAAACCCUCUACUUUAUCACUUCUCUAUUCUUCAGCAAGUAAUUCCAUUUUUGACCCUCUUCAACCUUCAACAAAAACCACAUCAAAAACCACACUUUCUUUAUCUCUUCAACACCAAAUCCUCUUCCCAAAUCAAUACCUCAUGAUUUUCAACAAAAUAAACCAACCCCAUGAAUCACUUGAGUGUGUUUAUUAUACUCUAGCAAACAACGGUUCAACUAAACCGGUUCUUGAUGUUCAUGUUGAACCUGUUUUAUCAAUGGAUUUUUACGAUGAAUUUCGAUCUAUAGCAAGGUGCCCAUUUCUUCAAACGAAUUCAACUAUCUCCGGUGGGGUUAAAGUUGUUGACUUGCGGCGUUCCGGCGAUGUGGGUCAUCGGAGUUUUGGUGUUUUGAAGAAUCAAACACCUCAAUCUUGGGAUAGAGUAGCGUAUGAAGCUAGUUUAGAUGGUGAUACUGUUGUUGUUUUUGUGAAAGGGUUGAAUCUUAGGCCUCAUAAGAUCUCCGAUCCAACGAAUUUUCGAUGUCAUUUUGGGUUGAGAAGUUUUCAUAAAGACGGUGCUGGUGCUGCUUUUUUGCUUAGUACAAAAGCAGUUUCUGUUGCGCAAGAGCUUGUGAGGUGUGUGUUGCCACAAAGUGUGAUGAAUAAGCCUGAAAAAGCUCGUGGUGUUCGCGUUACGGUGAGUCAUUUGAGUGGGAAUUUGAGGCAUCCAGUGAGGACCCUUUUGCCUUCUGUGGCUAGGAUUGGUGGUGGAAGUGAUUAUAGGAAGAAGAAUGGUGAAAAAUUUGAGCUUUGUGUUUGUACUAUGGUUUGGAAUCAAGGUUAUGCAUUAAGGGAAUGGAUUAUGUAUCAUUCUUGGCUUGGUGUGGAACGUUGGUUUAUAUAUGAUAAUAAUAGUGAUGAUGAUAUUGAAAAAGUGAUUAAUGAUCUUGAUUCUGAAGGGUAUAAUGUUAGUAGAAAAGUUUGGCCUUGGAUUAAGACACAAGAAGCAGGGUUUUCUCAUUGUGCUUUGAAAGCUAGAGAAGAGUGUAAAUGGGUUGGUUUCUUUGAUGUUGAUGAGUUUUUCUAUUUUCCUAAUGAGUUUCGUCGUAAUAAGAUUGGAGAAGGUAGUAGUAGCGGUGUUCCUGGUGAGAAAUCGUUGAGAUCGAUGGUUGCGAAUUUCUCGUCUUCAACGACAAUUGCUGAGAUAAGAACAACUUGUCAUAGUUUUGGACCUUCUGGUUUGAAUUCAAAACCUAAACAAGGGGUUACUAUAGGGUACACAUGUCGACUUCAGAGUCCCGAGCGGCACAAAUCCAUUGUGCGACCGGAUAUGCUCGACACAAGUCUUCUGAAUGUGGUGCAUCAUUUCCAGCUGAAGGAGGGAUAUGAUUACUAUAACAUGCCUGAAGGUAGUGCUAUAGUGAACCAUUACAAGUAUCAAGUUUGGGAGAGUUUUAAACAAAAGUUUUACAGAAGAGUUGCUACUUAUGUUGCUGAUUGGCAAGAGGAUCAAAACAAAGGUUCAAAGGAUAGAGCACCAGGACUUGGAACAGAAGCUAUUGAACCAGAUAAUUGGAGGUUAAGGUUUUGUGAGGUUUGGGAUACUGGCUUAAAGGACUAUCUUUUGUCUUAUUUUGCUCAUCCUGUGACAGGGUUAAUGCCUUGGGAAAAGUCUUUUCUAUGAUGAAUGGAUAGACAUGUAAAUGAAGAAAAUCAUAUACUUGUUAGGCAUAUAUUCAUUCUUUGCACUGUUUCUAGGGCCUAUUAUUUGUUACAGAAAUUUUGAUUUUGUUUUGUUUUUUAUUGAUUUUUAUACAUAUGAAAGAAACUCACAGAGGUUAUACAGAUGUAUAUUUGCAGCAAUUUGAAUGAAUUCCUCUUCCAUUUUUUGACUUCA
Molecule: messenger RNA, 2203 nt
Organism: Medicago truncatula (barrel medic)
Lineage: Eukaryota; Viridiplantae; Streptophyta; Magnoliopsida; Fabales; Fabaceae
Product: glycosyltransferase family 92 protein RCOM_0530710
Exons: 1
Coding region: 185-1990 (601 amino acids)
Cellular component (GO): cytoplasm
Molecular function (GO): glycosyltransferase activity
Source: RefSeq, a predicted model, not a curated record